UCAUUGGCUGAGUAGCUUUAUCCCAGAUUGCAUUUCGAUUUCCGGCGGAAUUUCACGAACGUAAGCGGUGAUCAUGGAGACAGUAAACUGAAGUCGUGUGGAGAUCGAUCGAAUAUACACAUACAGUGAGAAUGCUAUAAAAAAGAUGCCUUCAGGAGGUAAAUAUGAACUGCUUGCACCAGUCACUCCUUAUGUCUGUUCCACGCCCCUUGACUUCAAGGAAGAACGAGAAUGGCUAGCAUCAAAGGUGUUUCCACACUUGCAAGAGGUGUGCAAAGCAAGGGGCUCAUACCUAGCUCCAGUAGAUGUGUGCUGGUCACCCGAGGAUACAGAAGUACAAGAUGGUCAUCUCUUGCAUCUCCUCCUGGACUGUGUGAAAAACAGCGCCCCCUAUUUCAUAUGUUUGCUGGGAGAGUGCUAUGGUCCUUAUAACCCAGAAGAUAGUCUUGACACUCUUUCAACUUCAAGAGGAAAUUAUAUGCCAUAUAAACCUGGUGGUCAGUGUAACUGGCUACACUUGAAUAUGGUCAAUGCAGCUCAGGCAGGACAUAGCUGGGUGAUGAAAGAUGGGCGGCAACAUUGUAGCUUUCUGGAACUGGAGAUCAUAGCUGCCACAUUUCUGGAACAUUGUGAUCAUGCCACCUUUUACUUCAGACAGGCCGACCACCUGGAAGUACGGUUUCCUCACUUAUCUGGUCAGGAGCGGGCUGUUCAGUACGCAUACAUGAUGGCAGAAAAUGAACAUGCAAGUCUAAAGAUUCAUGCACUGCAGCAUACAAUUGUGAAGAAAGGGCUACCUGUACGUUACUUCCGAACACCACAGGAGUUAGGCCACUUAGUCACAAGUGACUGGAUCUACAUCUUGGAUAUUGUCUGCCCCCCACUUAUUGAUAAUAGAUGUAUUUUAGGUAAAAAAGAUGACACAAAAAUGUUUUUAUUUAGAAGUCUUCAUACAUUCUUCCUAGUUAGUACUUUCAGCAGUUUAAAGGCCACUUUUAGGCAACUUCUAGAUGAAAUGAAAUUCAGACAAGGUGUUGCAGACACAGAAGACUACAGAGAAUGGCUGGCUCAUCAAGCACACAGGCAAAAGCUGCACAAGCAUUUUGUGACAUCUGCAACUGUAGAAUCAGCAAUGAAGCAGCUGACUGAGUUUGCUAUGUCUAGCACAAGUGGUCUCCAUGCCCAGGGAAUUUUUGAGGUGCAAACUGAGGACAGCUCUAUGUGCUUAUUACACAACAAAAAAGUACACAAUGUUUCAGAGCAUGUGACAGACAAGACAGUGCUGCUUGUGACAGGUGAUCGUGGUGUGGGAAAGUCUGCUCUUCUGUCACAUUGGCUGGCAGAGAUUGAGAGGGAGAACCCAGAUAUGUGUGUUUAUUAUCAUUUUGUUGGCACCAUACCUGGUGACAGCGACAUCACCAGUUUUCUUAGACGUAGCAUAUGCAGCCUACGGAGACAAUUUUACUCAAGAGAACUGCACUGUUCUUCUGACUUUUCUGCCCUUUGUCAAACAUUUGUUGCAACAGCAAGUCUAGGGCCAUGUGUUGUCAUUCUUGAUGGAAUUAAUGACCUGUCUUCAUCUUUGGGCUGCUCCCAGACUACGGUGAAGAAGUUUGCAUGGCUUCCAUUUCCUUUGCCAUCUCAAUGCCGCCUCAUUUUGUCCACGGUAUGUUCAGACCUUACACAUCACUCUCUAAUAAAGCGCACAGAUGUCAGUGUUAUGAUCCUGCCAGGCAUCAGUCACCUGCCACUAAAGAUGUUGCAGCUGGAGGCCAGGCUGAAACCCCACCUGCUACCUUACAUCCUCCGCAAUCAACAACAGAUUCGUGACCUUCGAAUGUUGACAACACCAUUAGCAGUGUGUAUUGUUAGCUCACAAGUCAACAACUGUUACACUGACACACAGCUGAAUCAGAUCCUAGCAGAGCAUGCUGACACAGUCUCUCUGCGAGCCUUUCUCACCUGUUGUCUCCAGCACUGGACUGUUGAGGGAACAAAUGAUUUCAAGUGCCUGUUACUUCUGCAUACAGGCAUAGUGUACCAUUUACCUGAGUUCAGUAAAACACAUUCUCCUGCUAGUACAUGUUCUGAUACUCAGGCUCACACAAAUAACUAUGAAUACCUAAUUACACCAAAUACUGUACUUUGUCAAAAAAUAAAAUUUGUUGAAUUUCUCUGCAGAUGGCGCACUUUAAAAACAAUUGACGACAGAGUGUGUGUGUGUGAAUGUGUGUUUAUUUGGAUAUGUGUGUAUGUAGAUUACAGAGGCUGGGUGGCAGAGGCACUUUGCUUGCUGGGUGUUUCACGUGGAGGUUUGUAUCAAGAAGAAUUACUUCAGCUACUGGAGAUGUCUGGCUACACUGGAGACUUACGUGUGACAGUGCUGAGCUGGCUACAUUUCCGUUGGCGUGUAGGAGAGAUCUUAUGUGAAGGAGCAGAUGGUCGCAUUUCCUUUUCACACCCUUAUGUUAGAGAUGCCAUCUUAUACGUUUUGCUACGCUCCAUUUCAACCUUCUGCGAUGUUUUCAUGGGAAUAUCAGAACCACAGCAAAGUGGUAAGUGCAAAGUACAUGCACAGCUGGCAGACUUUUUUAUUAAACAACCGGUGUCAUGGAGACAGCUGGAGGAACUACCUUGGCAUCUAGCAAUGACUGGCAACACAAAAGAGUUGCUAACUUUUCUUACCCAUAGUCGCGUUGUUUACAUGUUCCUGGCCCAGAAGCUGACCCACCCUCAUGCCAGUCAAAUUCUACAACUUUACUGGCAAAUUGUGCAACAUCAGGGCUGCAGUAUUGGGCAACAUUAUAUAAGGCUUCUCAUGGAUCUAGGCUUACACACUGUGCCUACUGCUCUCAGACAGCUGCUCUCACAGCCUGCUGUCAUAGGAGAAAAUUUUAAAUACCUCUUGAGCGUACAGUCUUUUCUUUCUUGUGGCAAAGUUGGAAGGGAAGAUGGCAAGGCUACUAGUACACCAUCAGAACCCUCAGGGUCUACUGAAAAUCUUGGUCAGAGAAGCAGCAGGAGUAGUCUCCUUUAUCCCAGUAUUCUGGGAGGAGUACCACUAGAGGACCAAAAAAAUGUGUUGGCAGUCCUAGCAUGGGGAGUCCAUCAGUUUCUACAGGAAGUUGCUGAAGAGAUGGGUAGCAUGCUCAUCCUGACAGCACUUACCUCCUACCUUCAGGCCAGCUUUCCACUACCUGUAGAUACUCACUUACUCCUUGCUCAUGCUUUGGAGAACCUUGGCAGCUGUCACAGCAAACUUGGCAACACUUUAGGUGCUAGAGACCUCAUCAAGCAAGCUCUUUGCUUAAUGUUUGAUCUUGCUAUCAUAGGGGAUAAAUUGACCUGUAGCCAGCAGAUCUGCACCCUGAAAGGUGUCUUGUUAGGCCAUGAAGCAGAGCUGUGUAUAAGUGAGGGAGACAUUUUUCAAGGUAGAGAGCUGCUUUCUCAGGCUCUAGACAUCCUUUCACAUCUGCCUGGUAAUCAUGCUCUUCGUGCAAGGCUACUGAGUCACCUGGGACGUCUCAGGUCACAAAAGGGAGAGACAGAGAAGGCAGAAGUCACUUUGAGACAUGCCUUGACAAUGUUACAGCAAUGGCAUGGCUCAACACAUGCAGCUGUUGCUGAUGGACUCCUCUACCUUGCUCGUCAUCUCUCCAGUCCUGACUAUAUCAGGCAACAUGGGCACCAGGAAGUGGAAGGACUUUACCGCCAGGCACUUGUGGUACGGGAGAGCUGCUUUGGUAGUAGCCACAUAAAGGUGGCAGAGGUGCUUGUAGAACUUGGCAGUCUGCUGGUAAAUGUGGAAGGCAGUCAGCAAGCUAAGAUGGAAGCAAAAAAUCUUUUACAGAGAUCUCUGGAUAUUAGCAUCACAACCCUAGGUGCUGAUAAUCCCAAGGCACACUAGCAAUACAAGAGAGUUGCGACAAGUGGAUGGGCUGCUAUAUGUAAACAGUCUUGGCCCACAGAGACCACACAGUUUAACAUAUUCUCAGCACAGACUGUUACAUAAUGCAGGAAACACAAGAAGCGGAUAUAUGGGGAAACGCUUGCUCAAAACCUGGUCAUUUAGUAAAUUAUCUCAAAGUCAUGAAGGUAACAGUCUUUUAGCCUGGUCUCACUUGCCUGCUGCAGAAAGUCAUUUAACUGACCCUGCUUUGUUUUCACAAAACAAGACUGGGCCUAGAUCUACAGUUUCUUCGGCUCUGUCCGAAGUUAGAGUGGCCAGGUGUCGCACAUCUAGAGGAGAAUCCAAAAAAUGUAUGGUGUAGCUCAGAAGAUGUGGUGAUAAUGGAGAAAAACAGUCCGAAGGAGUGAAGAACCCUGCAGACAGCUAAUGGUCUCCCUGCAGCUGGGCCAGCAAGCUUUAGAAAGUCAGGAAAAUGGUCAGCUCUUGCCACAUCUCCAGAACUUUGGUCAGCUGAGGGAUAGGGAUAAUUAUGAAAAGCAGUGCAUAUGUACCUUUAACUACUUCUGCAAAGCAAGAUGUUUCUACACUCAGGCAGGUGGCAGUGCGACCUUUCAGUGCUCCUAAGAAACUUUUCCAGAAGUAUGAUGGUGCUAAUAAUAGCAUAGUUGAAGAUAAAAGUCUUACAUGUUUUUAUGAUCUUCAUAGUCAAAAACACAGAUCUGGAAUGCUAAAGAGAUGUCUUCUGGUGCAAAGGGUAGAAAGUUGUCUUCACAUGCUUGGAGUGCAGACAGUAUGCCAUCUAGUCGGGGACACAGUGUCAGGUGCCACACCCCUCAUCCUCACAGCAUCAUUGUUAGCAGCAGCACAUCUGUGCAGGGUCCUAACUCCCAUUUGCUGUCUCUGCUAGGACCGCCUCCUUAUGUCUGCAGCGCCCAUACCAUAUGUCAUCAUCGUUCUGCUUGCUAUCAUGUGCCAGGGCGCUACAGUACCUCUUCAGACCGGUCAGUAAAGGUCUACAGUACUUUUAACACUUUGCCAGGACAGAAAAAUUGGAGUGUUGUCUUAUGUAAAAGAACAAAUCUCUUCAGCAAUCAUCCCUGACUUCCCUGGCAUAGCAUACAUCAGGGGUGCCCAACCUAUGGCCCAUGGGCCACAUUCGGCCCACGAAGGUGCCUCAUCUGGCCCACUCAUUUUAACCAGACACAACAUGAUUUCAUUUUUAACAUCAUGAUUCUUGCAAAACUGCCAUGUUCUGGCCCGCAAGAUUUUAUAUCAUGUCUAGUGUGGCCCUCAGGCAAGAAAAGGUUGGGCACCAAUGCCGUACAAGCUGUCUGUGUUUAUAAAGAAAAACACAAAAAGAAAACAAAUGCAAAAGGUAAAGAUACCAGAGCUGCCUCCACAAUAGCUACUGAUGAAAACAUAUACUAUUAAUUUACAAAUCAGGUAAAAUCAAAUGGUUUCUGUCUCGAUGUGUGCUGAGGUUUCUUCCAACACCUUGUUUAUUGACAGAGCUUUCUUUCAUUCGAACAUUUCUUGUUACUUCCUGUAUUUAUCUUUUGUAUUUUGGCCUUUUAUAUGGUAUGUAGCAUGGGAGUUCUAUGCCUGGAGCUUCAUUUCACUGGUUUACAUGUUUUAUCACCCUCUUUCAGUGGUUUUUAUGAAUUAUUAUUUUGAGGAUGACAACAACUUCAUCUCCUUUAGGUGUUUUCUUGAGGGCCUACUGCUACAGUAGCCCUGGACUUAAACUGCAAGGUCAGCAUGAGUAGUCUUUUUUAAUAAUCACAAAUAGCACAUUUGUAGAGUACCUUUAUCCAGCAGCAGCCAGACUCAAGGCGCUUAAAAUAUAAACACAUAAGAAUAAUAAUGGUCAAAAAACAGUUCAUUGUUUUUAAGGUGAAUGAUUUUAAUGAUUUUUUAGAAAUAUUUUUAUCGUAAAUUUCUUGUAGACAGUAAUAUUGUAGAUGUUACCAACAAAAUGGACCAUUUUGCUAUACUACUGCACUUAAAAUGUAUUUGUUUUCACUUUUACAUUUUUUUAUUUCUUUGAGUUUUGCAUUUUCUGUCAGUCACUGUUUUUGUAAGAAUUUUUUUUUUUUAUUGUUUUCUUUAGUGUUUGUAGGAGCAUGAUGUUUCCAGUUAAUAAAAUUGACUUUCCAUAUAAUUUGCUUGUGUAUUUCCAUUUUUAGGAUUUUUGCUUUGGAUUUUGGAAUUAACUUUGCAGAGCUCAUUAAAUACAUUAAAAUCCUA
Pomacea canaliculata is the source of this 6157-nucleotide messenger RNA. Its product is annotated as tetratricopeptide repeat protein 41-like. Bases 146 to 3907 code for a protein of 1253 amino acids. NCBI's taxonomy places the organism in Eukaryota, Metazoa, Mollusca, Gastropoda, Architaenioglossa, Ampullariidae. Gene Ontology annotation, cellular component: Cul4-RING E3 ubiquitin ligase complex. Gene Ontology annotation, molecular function: protein binding. The transcript has 20 exons. The record is from RefSeq and is a predicted model, not a curated record.